AUGCCGAGUGAGGUCGAAUGGGGGUUUUGGGACGGCAAGGAAGAAUCAGGAGAGGGAUGGAAUGCGUUUGAUGGGGUUUCGACUGCAGAAGAGAUCGGGAGCUACGAGACAUAUCUGCGCAGAGUCCAUUACGCGCUCGCAAAGCUGGAAGAAGAGAUUGACCUUGAGCCGCAUGCGGUGCUCGGCAUCGCAAUAUCCGAUGCCCGCACAAUGAACCUCAAAGCCGAAGAUGCCAAGCCUGAAUUGGAGUUUGAGAGUAUGGGGGCGUUUGUGGAUGGGGUGAAGGAGGCUAUGGGAAGCGAGGGGUAUCAGGAGUGGGGUCUCGAGGGUUAG
Messenger RNA from Cryptococcus wingfieldii CBS 7118, 333 nucleotides. RefSeq lists its product as hypothetical. Lineage: Eukaryota; Fungi; Basidiomycota; Tremellomycetes; Tremellales; Cryptococcaceae. Bases 1 to 333 code for a protein of 110 amino acids. The record is from RefSeq and is a predicted model, not a curated record. The transcript is spliced from 4 exons.